Messenger RNA from Lepisosteus oculatus (spotted gar), 2266 nucleotides. RefSeq names its product coiled-coil domain containing 51 (gene ccdc51). The record is from RefSeq and is a predicted model, not a curated record. Lineage: Eukaryota; Metazoa; Chordata; Actinopteri; Semionotiformes; Lepisosteidae.
ACCCGAAGUAAAUAUUUUCUUUAAAAAAACAGGGAAAUAAAAACCGUGGUGGUGUUUUUUUUUCCGCUAGUGACCUUUCUCCAUUCACAAGAUUUCAUAAUAUUAUCUCAAUUGUGUCUGAUAAAAACACCAUAAUCUGUCUUGUCAAAAUGCUUCCAUUUAGGUACAGGAUUACAAAUUUCUGAGUAAUAGCUGCAUUGGUUGCUCAACAUACAGAGGAGGUGUUUUUCGCAUUUAGUGUGCUAUAAAUUCCACAAAAUAUCUUAAAUCCGAUUAUACGAACAGCAUUUAGUUUAAUUAAGGUUCUAAAUUUGAGCAACUUCACCUUUAGUUCAAGAUCUCGAAAUAUAAGAAAUACUAGUUUAGAAAUAGAUAAUAAUCAAAAUACCAGGCGAGAUUACCCAGUAGUUCUUUGCAGUUUUCAUAGGUGUCAAAGUUGAACGCCGGCAUGCGGAAGCAGAUAUACGUUUGUCAAAAGUGUGGUGUACGUGAGAUCGAACCGGUAUUUAAAAGGGAUGUUUUAUAGAAAGGUUGAAGUAGGUCAAAGAUCAUUUCCCCAGGGUGAAAGAAAAGCGUUAAAGAGAGACAGAAAGAUCUAAUUUUUAUCCUUAGUAGAUGCUGGUUUAGGAAAGCCUUAAAUUAAACAAGACUUUGAAAAUUCCAGUGCUAAACACAUUUUUGAAUCUGAGAAUAUAUUUUAUAUAAUUGUUUAUUUUAUUAUUGGAUCUGUGCUGCAGAACUGGGUAACCACGUCACAUAAUUCUUAUGGACCAAAAUCAGUACUAGAAAGGAGAUCAUUUAAUGUGUGUUUGAAACAGGGCCAGUAGUCUCCUGUACCAUAUUUGGACUGUGGUAGCACCGUCUUCAAUGAGGUACAGAGUGGACUUGUUACCAGUGAGGUAUGGGACACGCUGUUAUCUUGCUCAGGUAUCGGGAAACCUCAGACCAGAUGUCCUUCCGUUUCGAUUUUAUUGUGCUCAGAACCCGAAGGAAGCCGGUGGAAAGCUACCACUGCAGUCCGGUUUGCAAAAGUUUGCUAAUAUAAGCAGACAGUGGGGGCAGAGUUCUGUCAAGGGAGCUUCAGCCGCCAUCAACAACUGGUGGGAGAAAUAUGAGGAGUUUGUGGGGCUGAAUGAAGUCCGAGAUGCACAGGCAAAAGUCACAGAGGCGGAGCAGGCGUUCAUGGUGGCCAGGGGGAUAGUGCGGGAAGCCCACGAGAGCCUGGAGGCCCUGCAGGUGAGGCUGAAGGAGGUCCGCGACCGGCUGGACCGCGUGUCCAGGGAAGAGGUGCACUACCUGGAGCUCGCCACGCUGGAACACAAGCUGCUGCAGGAGGAGCGUCGCCUCCGUACGGCCUACAGGAACGCAGAGGAGGCGGAGCGGGAGAAGUUUGCCCUGUUCUCGGCCGGGGUGCGGGAGAGCCACGAGAAGGAGCGAGCCAGGGCUGAAAGGACAAAAAACUGGUCCGUCAUCGGCUCGGUGCUGGGGGCCCUGAUCGGAGUGCUGGGGUCCACCUACAUCAACAGAGUCCGUCUGCAGGAGUUGAAAAGCCUCCUCCUGGAGGCUCAGAAGGGACCUGUGAGCCUCCAGGAAGCAAUUAAGGUGCAGGCCAGUAUACAUGAGUCUCAGCAGGAGGAGCUCGGCGGUCUCAUUAAUAGCCUGAGGGGCACUUUGCAAGGACCAAAGCCAGCCGAUAAGGCAGGGACAGCUGCAAUCAAGAUACUUCCAAGUGCCUCUGAUUCGGACUUAAAAGAACAGUUGCUUUUCAGCAAGAAGAUCCAUGGUUUGAUUGAAGGCAUCCAGCCUCAGUUAAGAAAACUGGAGCAUGAGAUGGGGAAGGUGGCAUCUGAGCUCCAAACAGUAAAGGUGGUCAUUAGGUCUCGCCCAACAGAGAACCAGCUUUUAAAGUCCCAGGAUGUGCAACCCUAUGAUACAGAGGGCAUCAUGCUGGAAUUGACCCAAUCAGAAAAGAGACUAGAGGCACAAAUAAACAGGAACACUAUGUACAACACAGUUUUAACAUACACUGCUUUUGCACUAACGCUUCCUGUGCUGUACCUCAUCUUUAAAAGCAACUGAAACAGAAUUGAGGAAUUCUAGAUAAUCUGACUAUUCCUUUCAAUUAGUAUGUGCAUAAUCAAUUUACAGCACUAGAUAAUGAAUCAUCUUCUGUGAAUCUCUUACAUGAAACAUCUCACAAUAGAGACUGGUAUGUCAAAAGUGAAACAUUGUUAAAUCAUUCUUGAAAUAAAAGCUAGUAACAUUA